AUGUCAAAACAUGAGAAUAAAAUACAGCAAAGAGUGUGGGUAUAUCGUUCUCCCUUUCUUUCCCAUACUCAUACCUAUGGUGAGUACCGUGCUAUCGCCAGUAUACAUCGUAUACGCUCAACACGCAAAGAUGGGCAUAAGAUACGAGAAAAACAUGUUUUUGGGCAUGCUAGCCAACCUUACACCACACUUGGAUGGAUGUUUUCAGAUCUUUGCACUUAUGGACUGAGACCAAUGAUGACAAAACACUUCCGCCUAAUAACUGGCUUAGAGCUAGGAUCACUUUACUCUGCCCGUGGUUUCUGGCAUCUCCAAGGUUAG
Phycomyces blakesleeanus NRRL 1555(-) is the source of this 321-nucleotide messenger RNA. RefSeq lists its product as hypothetical. Bases 1 to 321 code for a protein of 106 amino acids. The record is from RefSeq and is a predicted model, not a curated record. The transcript is spliced from 4 exons. NCBI's taxonomy places the organism in Eukaryota, Fungi, Mucoromycota, Mucoromycetes, Mucorales, Phycomycetaceae.